Messenger RNA from Diatraea saccharalis (sugarcane borer), 1674 nucleotides. The record is from the annotation of a GenBank genome assembly. Lineage: Eukaryota; Metazoa; Arthropoda; Insecta; Lepidoptera; Crambidae.
AUGACUGAAGAAACCAUAACAGUAAGCGAUAACUCUGAUUCUGACGAAGCGGGAACUCCAGAACUGCGGGGGUAUUUAAGUAAAUGGACAAAUUAUAUACACGGUUGGCAAGACAGAUUUAUUGUGCUGAAAGAUUCGACUUUGUCUUAUUAUAAAAGUGAAUUGGAGAGUAAUCUUGGCUGCCGAGGUGCCUUAUGUCUCAAAAAAGCUAAAGUCAAGCCACAUGAAUUUGAUGACUGUAGAUUCGACGUUUCAGUAAACGACUGUGUUUGGUAUUUGAGAGCUUCAAAUCCUGAAGAAAAACAGCAAUGGAUUGAUGUACUGGAAUCAUUUAAAGUGGAAUCAGGAUAUGGUACUAGCUCGGAUAGUAGCUCUAAUGGUGGUGGUCUUAGGAGACAUGGCUCAGCUACAUCUUUACAAUCAACGGGAUCACAUGGACGGACUACUCGACAUCUCUCAGAAAAGAUAUCUGAGUUGGAGACAUACAGUGAGUUGUUAUCGAAGCAGGCCAUACAGCUGCAGCAGUACUUUGAUAAAUGUGUUGCUACAUACCCUCAGAUCAGUGAUGAUGCUAAUGAAGCUAUAGAUGCAGUCAAAGUGGCAGAGGGUAAGUCGGACGGUGAUGACUUAAUACUUCACGCGGGUGAAGUACGUGCGACUAGCGCGUCUUUCCGCGCGACGUGUGGCGCUACACUUUCUACGUUGCAAUAUUGCGUGGAGCUUUUGCGCAGGCGCGAGAAGCAAGCAAGGCAGGCAGAGGAUUUGUAUAUGGCGUUGAAGAAUCAACUGACCGAAGCAAGAUUAGCCUCGAAGCCGGGACCUGAUCACGAGGAAGGGCCUCACUCGACGUUGCCGGAUGACGAGUUUUACGAUGCGGUGGAGACUGGAUUCGACAAGAUGGAGGAAGAGAGGUGCGCGCGGGUGGUGCCGCCCAGCGUGCACACGCGCGACGAGGUUGAGUUACCGCCACCGGCUAUAGACAAUAGGCUGACGGUGCAUCCACUAUGGCCGGAGAUUGACCGGAUAUCCACAGAGCAGAUCCAGGCUGCGUUCGAGGGUGUAGGUGGCGAAAUUGGAUGGCAGUUGUUUGCAGAGGAAGGUGACAUGAGGAUGUACAGAAGAGAGAUGGAGGUGGACGGCAUGGUGAUGGAUCCUUUAAAAGCCAUGCAUAAAGUCCGCGGCGUGUCAGCACGUGAGAUGUGUCACUAUUUCUUCAACCCCCGCUACCGGUACGAGUGGGAGACGACGUUGGAAACGAUGACGAUAGUGGAGGAGAUAUCGUCGGACGCGAUGGUGUUCCACCAGACGUUCAAGCGCAUAUGGCCGGCGUCGCAGCGGGACGCGCUGUUCUGGUCGCACGUGAGGGCGGACGGCGACACGUACGCGGUCACCAAUCAUUCCACCACCAACAACGACUACCCGGCCAACACCGGGGCGUGUAUCCGGUUAUUCGUGACCGUGUGCCUCGCGUGCCGCACCAGCUGUCCGGCCGGCGAGAGGCCCACCAGAGACAAUAUCACCACUAGCAUCGCAUAUUGUAGUACAGUGAAUCCCGGUGGAUGGGCCCCCGCUGGUGUACUGCGCGCUGUAUACAAACGCGAAUAUCCAAAGUUCCUCAAGCGAUUCACUAGCUACGUGCAAGAGCAAUGUCACGGGAAGCCACUAGCCAUGUAG